Molecule: messenger RNA, 915 nt
Organism: Trypanosoma cruzi
Lineage: Eukaryota; Euglenozoa; Kinetoplastea; Trypanosomatida; Trypanosomatidae
Exons: 1
Coding region: 1-915 (304 amino acids)
Biological process (GO): oxidative demethylation
Molecular function (GO): oxidoreductase activity; demethylase activity
Source: RefSeq, a predicted model, not a curated record
AUGCCCUGUAUGCCGCAAAUGGAGAAAGAAGAGGGUUGUUGUUGCUCAGGAAUACGAUUUUGUGGGCGUUGUAUAGAGUCUGAGCGCGCUCAAGGUAUCACUCAUCAGAACGUACUUCUUGUAAAGUCUUCAGACGUCAUAUCCCAACAAUAUGGUGCGGGGAGAACUUCUUCCUGCUCCUUUACCUGUGUGGAAUUAAGCCAUUAUGGGCUCUGUUGGCAAUGCAACAGAAUUUUUUUAAUGCAUCACGGGGUUUUCAAAAGCUGCGCAGACCAUGAAGGCACAACACCCAACCUCGAUAUUAGAAUUGAGGGUCUUUUUGUUAUUCCGGAUUUUUUAUCUCUACUGGAUGAAGAAAAAUUGGUUAGUUUCCUUGAUGAGCCGUCGUCACUUUCUGGUUGGAAGCAUUCUCAGAGUGGAAGGAGGAAACAAGAUUUUGGUCCUAGAGCCAAUUUUAAGAAAAGGAAACUUAAUACUUCUGGUAUACGCGGUAUGCCUAAGCAGCUGGAGAGUGUUAUGGAAAAAGUCAAAUCAUUUGUCCGAGAUAUAACUUCAAAAGAAUACCAUAUCGUGGAGGUUUCAGCGCUUGAGUACACAAGUGAAAAUAGCAGUAGUAUUGAUCCUCACAUUGAUGAUACUUGGGUUUGGGGCAAUCGUGUUGGUGGCCUAAAUUUGCUAGAGGACACAGUGAUGACCUUUGUGAAUAAUGAGGGGACGGCUGUUGACGUUUUUUUACCUCGUGGCGCAUUUUUUUUACUAUCAAAUGGGAGUCGCUAUGAUUGGUUGCAUGGUAUACGUUUGGAAAAUAUUAAACAUCGUCGCAUAUCUUUCACGUUUAGAGAAUUUUCUAAUGAUUUGGAUAUCGAUCGGGAAAUUAUUCAGAAUGUAAUAAAAAUUACCUAUACAUUUGUGUAA